GUCCGCUUACAGACUCGUAAUUGCAUUCACGAUAGCCGCAGAUAGUUUCUGGAGUUAUUUUGCUGCGAAUUUCAUGUUCUCAUGUCUGACUUCGCGGCUAAAAUGUGAAGGCACACGCUAUGUUCAGCAUGUUGUUGGUUGGGAAAAUCAAAGCAUUUGAUAGUAAAGAAUCAUGGCAUCAUCACUUUCUUCUUUUGCUAUCACUAAGACAUUCUCAAAGUUUACAUCAACUCAACAGCCAAAUGGCCUAAAUCCUGGAAAUCAGAGACCAAAUGCAGUUUUGAUAAGAUGUGAAUCUUCAGAAGACCAAUUAUCAGUGGGAAAAGAUGUGGCAGCAAAAGGUUCAAAGAAGUUGCAGAUAGGGUCGCCCAUUAUUGUCAUAGAGGCUCCCAAGGUCAUAAAGACUGCAGCUUCUGUCCCUUGUCUUAGGGCUAAUUCUGGCUUGGUCAAGCCCGGUGAUGUUGGAAGAAUCGUAUCAAGGAAACCCAAAGAUGUGUGGGCAGUGAGGCUUAGCAUUGGGACCUAUCUCCUAGAUGGGAAAUACUUCAAGCCCUUAGACAUGGCUGACUUUAGCUGAAUCUGGGGCGUAAAAAUUGUAUAUAUGCCUUACUGCAUAUUUUCACUACAUUGAGUAAAUUUGUCAUGUCUCUUCUGUUUUCCCCACUA
This is a messenger RNA of Neltuma alba, 666 nucleotides long. RefSeq lists its product as uncharacterized. Bases 173 to 577 code for a protein of 134 amino acids. The record is from RefSeq and is a predicted model, not a curated record. Lineage: Eukaryota; Viridiplantae; Streptophyta; Magnoliopsida; Fabales; Fabaceae. Gene Ontology annotation, biological process: NADH dehydrogenase complex (plastoquinone) assembly. The transcript is spliced from 3 exons.